Molecule: messenger RNA, 3967 nt
Organism: Chelonus insularis
Lineage: Eukaryota; Metazoa; Arthropoda; Insecta; Hymenoptera; Braconidae
Gene: sl
Product: small wing phospholipase C gamma 1
Exons: 4
Coding region: 283-3849 (1188 amino acids)
Biological process (GO): release of sequestered calcium ion into cytosol; positive regulation of epithelial cell migration; phospholipid catabolic process
Molecular function (GO): calcium ion binding; phosphatidylinositol-4,5-bisphosphate phospholipase C activity; protein binding
Source: RefSeq, a predicted model, not a curated record
UAUAUUAUAUUGACGUUUGUAGUCCGAAAUGAUUACAGUGUUGAGAUUUAUUUUAGAUAUAUUUUAUGAAAAACAUAAUAAAAUUUUUUAUAAGAUGUAAUCAUGAUAAAUUUGAACGAGAAUCAAUUAAUCGAUGAUCUGUAUUCCAUAAUUAUUUUUUUAAAUAUAUAUCAUAAAAACAUAUUAUUUUUAAUAUAAACGAAUAUUUUUUAUUUUUUCAAGAAAUUUUAACUUUAUUAAUUAAGUAUUUUUACGCUGAAGUUAAUAUAUUAAGACACAAAAAUGAGUGGGAUAAUUCCGGAAAUGGAACAAAUUAUUAGUCAAUUAGAGAGAGGGACGGUAGUAACAAAAUUCUUCCAACGCAGGAGACCAGAGAAAAAAACACUUAUGAUUCGUCGAGAAACUAGACAAGUUGUAUGGUCCAAAAGUCCAACUCAUAAGCCAUUCGAUGGCUCUAUUGAAAUUAGAGAAAUAAAAGAAAUUGUCGUUGGAAAAAACUCAAAAGAAUUUGAAAAAUGGCCUGAAGAUUCUAAAAAAGUAGAAAAUUUGAGAUGUUUCAUUGUUUAUUAUGGAUCUGAAUUUCGUUUAAAGACACUCUCAGCUUCAGCUUUUAGCGAAAAAGAAUGCGAAUUGUGGGUAAAAGGAUUGCGCUAUUUAGUACAGGAUACUAUAAAGGCUCCAUAUCCAUUACAAGUUGAACGUUGGUUACGUAAAGAAUUUUAUUUCAUGGAAAACAAUAGAGAAACAGUAUCCCUAAAGGAAAUAAAAACUUUUAUGCCUCGUGCAAGCUGUAAAAUUUCUACCAAUAAACUUAGAGAAGUUUUUCAAGAAGUGGACACACGAGGCAGGACUGAAUUAGGAUUUGAUGAUUUUGUUACUCUUUACCACAAGCUUCUUGUUGAUUACACCACAUUUCCGGACUGGAAGAAAUUACUCAAUUACUCAUCUUCAGGAAAGAUGUUCACCGUACAAGAUUUUCAGAAUUUUCUCAUUAAGGAACAACAUGAUAGUUUGGGGAAUAAUCCACAUGAAGUAUCCCGUUUUAUGACUGAAUAUUUACAAGACCCACAAAGAGAUGUACAAAAUCCAUAUUUUACUAAUUUAGAGUUUAUGAAUUUUUUAUUUUCUAAACAAAAUGAUAUCUGGAAUCAUAAGUAUGAUCGAGUUACUCAAGAUAUGACAAGGCCUUUAUCUCAUUAUUGGAUUGCUUCUUCUCAUAAUACAUAUUUAAUGGGAGAUCAAAUCAGCAGUGAAAGUAGUUGUCAAGCAUAUGUUAGAGCUUUAAGAGCUGGAUGUAGAUGUAUUGAGUUAGAUUGUUGGGAUGGCCCUGAUGGAAUGCCUUUUAUCUUUCAUGGCCAUACGUUAACAACAAAAAUUAAAUUCCUGGAUGUUAUCAAAACUAUUAAAGAGCAUGCUUUCGCAACAUCUGAAUAUCCAGUUAUUUUAUCAAUUGAAGAUAAUUGUACAUUGCCUCAACAACGAAAAAUGGCUAUUACUAUGCAAGAAGUUUUUGGCGAUGCUUUAUUAACUCAACCUCUUGAAAAAAAUGAAACUUGCUUGCCAUCACCUUAUGCAUUAAGAGGAAAAAUAAUUUUAAAACAUAAAAAAUUGCCUGACGGUGUAGACGAAAGUACAUUUUUUGCAAUAAGUAGUCAAAAUGCCCAAGAAAUGGAUUUAAGAAAUACUGUCAAAAAUGGCAUACUUUAUUUAGAAGAUCCCUCUGACAGAGAAUGGUAUCCCAAUUUUUUUAUAUUGACUCCUCAUAAUUUAUUUUAUACAGACACAUUUUCCCAAGCACAAGAACCCGAACUUGAUGAUGACGAUGAGACUGCAACACUUAACCGACAAUUAGAAGGAGUGCCAAAUGAUGAGCUUCAUUUUGGAGAAAAAUGGUUCCAUGGUAAAUUAGCACGAGGUAGAGAGGAAGCUGAAGAGCUAUUAAGGCGUCAUUCUCAUCUUGGUGAUGGGACCUUUUUAGUCAGACAAUGUGUUACAUUUGUUGGAGAUUAUUGUCUUUCAUUUUGGCGCAAGGGAAAAGUAAAUCAUUGCCGAAUAAAAUUAAAACAAACUUUAGGUCAAACGCAGUACUACCUCAUCGACAGUAUUUGCUUCGAUAGUCUGUAUAGUUUAAUAACACAUUAUCGAAACCAUCCUCUGAGAAGUCAGGAAUUUGUUAUAAUUCUAAAAGAACCUGUACCUCAACCUUGUAAACAUGAAGAAAAAGAGUGGUGGCAUGGUGAAUGCACUAGAAGCAUUGCUGAAGAUAUUCUUAAACGUGUUCCUACAAAUGGUGCUUUCUUAGUCCGGCCUAGUGAGAAAGAAAGUAAUACUUACGCGAUUUCGUUUAGAGCAGAGAAUAAAAUUAAACAUUGCAAAAUCAAAUUAGAAGGACGUUUAUAUACUGUUGGUUCUAUACAAUUUGAAAGUCUCGUUGAAUUAGUAAAUUAUUAUGAAAGAGAUCCAUUGUAUAAAAAAAUACGACUUUGUCAUCCAAUAGGACAUGAUAUACAUAAUCUAGCAUUAGAGGAAGGUGAUGGAUCUGUAUAUGGAAUCCCUGGAUAUAUGGAUCCUGCUAUUUUUAUAUCAAAAGUCACAGUCAAAGCGCUCUAUGAUUAUAAAGCUAGAAGAGAAGAUGAGCUGACGCUAGUUAAACAUGCCAUUAUUACGAAUGUACAUAAGCAAGAAGGUGGAUGGUGGAGAGGAGAUUACGGUGGAAAAAAACAACACUGGUUCCCUGCUAAUUAUGUUGAAGAGAUUGAAUGUCAAGAUAGUCAACUUGAUUCUCAAGAUUCUUUGAUGUUAGGACAUUUACAAAAAGGCUCGUUAGACAUUACUGGAGCAGUUGUGGAAAUUGCACUUGCUGAUAGACCUGGUUUAGAAUGGAGUAUAAAAAUUCAGAAUCCCAAUAUGUGCACGGUAUUCGAAGCUGCUACUCCUUCAAAAGAAACAGCACUAGAAUGGCUUGAUUCAAUCCAGAAAACUGCUCAACAUGCAAAUGCUCGAGAAAGUCAACAUAAAGAGAUUGAAAGGGCUUGGAGAAUUGCUAAAGAAAUUUCAAAUCUUAUCAUUUAUUGUCGAUCUGUGGCUUUUGACAUGGAUCGGAUAAGUCGCAAAAAUUUUGUAUUCCAGGAAAUGAGCAGUUUCCCUGAGAAUAAAGCUGAAAAGCUUAUUUGUCAACAAGAACAUGCAUUCUUUGUAAAAUAUCAUCAAGUACAGUUUAGUCGAGUUUAUCCAAAGGGUCAAAGAAUUGAUUCAUCAAACUAUAAUCCAAUGCCAUUGUGGAAUGCUGGAUGUCAGAUGGUAGCUUUGAAUUAUCAAACAGGUGAUAAAUCGAUGCAAUUGAAUCAUGCUAAAUUUCGAGAGAAUGGCAGCUGUGGAUACAUUCUUAAACCAGAUUGUAUGUUUGAUGAUAAUUACAAUGCUUAUGAUAAAAAGUGCUUAAGAAAUAUUGAAGCAUACCGAAUUAAGUUGAAAGUUAUUGGAGCAAGACAUUUACACAAACAGGGAAGAGGAACAGCAAGUCCUUAUGUUGAAAUUGAAAUAAUUGGUGCUGAAUAUGACACAGGGAACAAAUUAACUACUAAAACCAUAUCAGAUAAUGGAUUUAAUCCGAUUUGGAAUGAAACAUGUGAAUUCGAAGUAGCAAAUCCGAGUUUCGCGUUAAUUAGAUUUGUAGUACAAGACGAAGAUGUGUUUGGAGAUUGCAAUUUUAUUGGACAAGCUACUUAUCCCGUACGGUGUUUACGAACGGGUUACAGAAGUGUUCCACUCAAAAAUCAAUAUAGUGAAGACCUUGAACUUGCUUCACUCUUAGUACAUAUCACCAUUACAAAAUUUAUAUUGAAUUAAUUAAUUAUACACUUAUAAUCGAGUCAAAGAGCUAUUUUCAUGCUUAAUUGCUUAAUUGAGCGUUGCCUAUUUGGGGCAUCAAUUUAUCUUGAUUGUAGUCUUCAACAAACUAUAGUUU